AAGGUGCUUGAGAGAGUACCAUGUCUCAUCUAUGACAAUAGCAACAUAAGCUCAUUUGCUUACAAGACAUUAAAAGUGGAGGGACUGGCUAUGAAACCUUAUUGAGACCAUCUUUAUGUAGAUAUCUUGGAAACAUCAGAUUACGUGGAAAUGUUCCAUUUCAGACUAGACUGUAGGUGCCCGAGAUGUGAGGGUGUGUCAAGAGGAGUAUAUAAGAGCAAGCCCACCAGCUCACUUCAUCAGUAUUAAGGAUAUUGGUCAUCAUCAUGUUUUCAUUUUUUGUGACAGUUCUGGUGGUCAUUCAAGUCAUUGCUACUUCCGGUGGUCAAAGUGUGUCAGAUGAGAGAAAUCAGCAGAAGGCAUGUGUGUCUGCUGGUAUUCCUGGAGUACCUGGAUUACCUGGAGUGAAUGGAUUACCUGGACGAGACGGAAUGAAAGGAGAGAAAGGAAUGAAUGGCGAAAACGGAUUAGUUGGAAAUGCUGGUCGACAAGGAAUAAAAGGAGAUGAAGGAAGCAAAGGAAUAAAGGGAGAGAGAGGAUUGGUUGGCGAUGACGGUGGUAAAGGUAAUGCUGGGAAGAUAGGCCCACAAGGUCCACAAGGGAUAAGAGGAGAACAAGGGACAAAGGGAGAGACAGGAAGGAAAGGAGAGAAAGGACAAGCUAUUACACUCAACUGGAAACAGUGUGUGUGGAAUAGAGUGGAUGUCAAAGACAGCGGUUUAAUACAGAACUGUAAUUUUAGAAAACAUGACAACAGUUCAGCUCUACAUGUAGCAUAUGCUGGGACUCUUGGGGUUUACUGUGGUAGUCAGUGCUGUUCUCGAUGGUAUUUUACGUUCAACGGUAACGAGUGCAGUGGACCUAUGACUAUUGAGGGAAUCCUGUAUGGUCGUCCAGCUAAUGAUAGUCCUCAUCGUCACAGACAGAUUGAGGGAUACUGUGAGAACAUUCCAGCAGGUCAAGUCACAAUUGGAUUCAACGUAGGAAACUGUAACAAAUGGACAUCAACAAUAUAUGAUGGUCACACAGGAUAUCUAUCGGUAUCUCGCAUUAUGAUUGCAGAAGUUCCUCCAUCACAAAAGUGAGUGAAUGAGAGAGGAAUUAGAACUUGAACUUGUGUUCGGUAUAGUUUGCGGUAUGUACUAUUAAAAUCUUUGCAGUUGUUUUGA
This is a messenger RNA of Corticium candelabrum, 1169 nucleotides long. Its product is annotated as collagen triple helix repeat-containing protein 1-like. Gene Ontology annotation, cellular component: extracellular matrix. Bases 267 to 1085 code for a protein of 272 amino acids. The record is from RefSeq and is a predicted model, not a curated record. The transcript has 3 exons. NCBI's taxonomy places the organism in Eukaryota, Metazoa, Porifera, Homoscleromorpha, Homosclerophorida, Plakinidae.